Molecule: messenger RNA, 2387 nt
Organism: Microbotryum saponariae
Lineage: Eukaryota; Fungi; Basidiomycota; Microbotryomycetes; Microbotryales; Microbotryaceae
Source: the annotation of a GenBank genome assembly
AUGACAACAACCCAACCGAUCUUGGUAUUGCGACACAUAUACGAGUCCGCUGUGCAGCUGUGCAGAACGGACAGCGUGGUCAGCGACUCAGCGCGAUGGCCAAGGGUCCGCAUUAGAUCAGAUCAGAUCUGAUCUGAUCUGACGGGGGUCAGAUCAAGUUCAGAUCAAUCAAGCCUCGAGAAAAAAAAUCCAAAAGUAGGCGGUACCUAUAGAUGGUGCCAAUGUGAUUUGAAAUGCCAACUGCGGCGCACCUGAUCACUGCAUGAGAGAGAAAGGAGCGCGCCAUCUGCCAUCUGGCAUCGCCGCCGCAUUGGGUGUCGGCCCGGCGCCACAGAAAUACUACAGGGUGUGGUCCUCCUCUGUUGGGCCUUCGUUGCAGUGUCAGGUGCUGACUCAUUGCAAACACUUUCUCAUAGGGAUCAUGCGACCCAAUCCAGUCAUAGAAGCGGGGAGCUCCUCCAAAAAACGGCGGCUUAGCAAGGUGAUCACUUUGGAGGAUGAUGAGGAUGAGGAUGAGGAUGAGGUUGUGGAGGAAGAAGAUGAGGAUUUCAACAUGUAGACAUGUAGAAGUCUUUAUGUGCCAAAUUAGGCAAUUUCAUGUCUCAGAUCAGAUCAAGAUCAGCUCAAUCAAGGCAGAAUCAGAAAAAUCCAGAUCAGAUCUGACGGUGAUCUGAUCUAAUGCGGAUCCUUGGCGAUGGCCGACCCGACGCUGAACGCGACUGUUUCCUGAGUUGAAGUGUGCGAAUACCUGCUUUUCGGCGAAGUGCUCGCCUCGACCUGCCUCGACUCGCCUGGCUCGCCCUCGCCAGCCCAGGCCAGCCCUCGCCCGCCUCGCGCGCGACCCCCACGCCCCACACGCCCCACCACCACCUCCUCAUACGCGCGCGGGGCUCGAACUGGCUCGAAUCGCGCUCAAACCCCUCAAGCCCCACGCUUCGAUCCGCAACUAGCUCGGCCCCCAGACGGCCGUGUGCAGGCUCCGCACUGGGAGUGCGAAAGGUCGAAGUAGGUCGAAGUCGACCGGACACUUCAGCACGUGCUGCUCGCAGGGCAAGGUGCGGCUACCUCCCCCUCCCCAGCCCAAUCCCGAGUAUCGAAAUCUACUUGAAGGCUCGAAUAGCGGCCAGUUGCUUCGUCCAACAACAUUCGUCUGCAGUAGAGCCACAUGCUGAACUGUGCGACAACCUUCCCACGUACACAGAAGCUAAAGCGUUCCGCGAGAACGCCCGGUCCGCGUUGUCGUGUACUUCGCUCGCUGCCCACUGGGACCAAACUCAAGUGGGCACGCUAGGACCCCCCGUGUUUCGCGUGUUUGGUCGCCUCUAUCAUCGACUCGGCGCCCUGCUCCCUGCCGUCGAUCAACGCCCAGCCUUUGCUCAAACAUGGCUCAUCGACCCGGCCGAGGCGACCGACACUCGACUUGGACCCGACGGCGCAGACAGUCGCAUGCAACGAUCUACCUUGACCAAGCUCGACUCCAUCCUGCGUACCGGCAAUCGCUUUGUGAGGGAGUUCGCAUCAGCCAAAGCUCGCGCAGGUUAGGAUACGGCCAAAGAGUGGAUCCUGCGCCUCUGCCUCCCGCCAGGCCGAGACCGACGCACCCACAACCUUCCUACGUCAAGCACGGAAAUGGCGAUGCUUAUCUGCAAGUCCGACACCAACACGGGAGAUCGUGAACCGCAAGAUCGUAUUCUCCAGGUGCACGGUGAUCGAUGUCCCGACGGUCGGCCCAAGUACCAAGUCGUUAGCUCGCUCCAUCCGUCCGCGAUGCCUCUCCGUUAUCCACUACUAUUUCCUGCAGGGGAUGAUGGCUUCCACCUCAACAUUCCUCUUUGCGGGUUCCACCAAGCCGGGCCGCCAAUAGCCAGAAACCGAGAGCAGAUCGACAAUGGUGUCCAAUUGCGCGAGGUACUUGCCGGUCUCGGUCUGGAUGACGAAGACGAAGAGGAGGACGAAGACCGCGACGAUGAGGAUGAAGACAGCGAGGAAGGUGAAGGUAAACGUAAGCGUCUUCGGCUCUUUCUCACGUCUUCCAUUCUGUUGAGAUGCAAGCACAGACUGACAUAGAAUGUCUGAACAUCUAGCACGAAGAUCAAGAAGAUAGGCUCGAGGUGGAUCAACCCGAGUCUUGCGUUCCCAAUUCUUUGCAUACUACUUUCACGAACGCGGCAACAAUCUCUCACUCCCGCGUUCGACCCGGCGUCUCUUUCUCGAGGUUCGUGAUCGACGGAUACUCCCAAGUCGAGACCGAUCGACUGAACUCCAUCCGUUUGCAUCAAGAAAACCUGCGCCUCACCACGGCCCAAGGCAUCGCUGAAGCUGUUGCCAACGGCUUGACCCCGGAUCAAAUGGGACGUUCGGUGAUUUUUGGGCUCGAUCAACGUUGA